Messenger RNA from Molossus molossus (Pallas's mastiff bat), 2046 nucleotides. It is a transcript of the gene ANGPT2, whose product is annotated as angiopoietin 2. The coding region runs from base 565 to 2046 and encodes 493 amino acids. The transcript has 9 exons. The record is from RefSeq and is a predicted model, not a curated record. Gene Ontology annotation, molecular function: receptor tyrosine kinase binding. Gene Ontology annotation, biological process: Tie signaling pathway; angiogenesis. NCBI's taxonomy places the organism in Eukaryota, Metazoa, Chordata, Mammalia, Chiroptera, Molossidae.
GCCCGCCGUCAGAUGCCUUUCAGACCAGACCCCGCUCCCUAGGAAAUGCCCCGUGAGGGUGGUGCCUCUGGAAUGCCCAGGGGUCCUGUGAGCUGGUUCCCAGAGGGCCCCUGCGGCACACGGCGCGGGAAGGCACGCAGCGGGCUGGGGUUUUUCCUGUUGCCUGGCUGCUGACCCCCUACAGGAAGAUAACGGACAAGCCAGGAGGGCGGAGCAGCUUGCCACACAUGUCUGGCUGCUCUUAUCAACUUAUCAUAUAAGGAACGGAGAGGGACUGAUUCGGAUCCUGACAGGCAGAGUCUGGGGGCAGAGAGACAAAGAAGCAGACACUGGUCUGCCGGCGGACACAGCCCUCCCCAUCUGCGGGGUCACACUCCCUGCCACGCUCUGACAGCUGCCCGGGGCUCCCCGUCUGCUGCUGGGGGAGCAGGAGACAGGCUCCCACGGAUGGACCCUAAGCCGUGCAGCUGAGCCCUGCGCCGGAGAGGGCAGCUUAGGACCCGGGUCCCAUGUGCCUUGGAGAUUACUGAGCUGCUGGGCUGUUACCCGAAGGAAGAAGAAAGAAUGUGGCAGAUUGUUUUCUUUACCCUGAGCUGGGACCUCGUCCCGGCUGCAGCCUAUCGGAGGGGCAUGGACAGUGUCGGGAGGAGGCAGUACCAGGUCCAGCACGGCGCCUGCAGCUACACGUUCCUGCUGCCCGAGACUGACAACUGCCGCUCGCCCUCCAGCUCCUACGUGUCCAACGCCGUGCAGAGGGACGCGCCCCUCGACUACGACGACUCGGUGCAGAGGCUGCAGGUGCUGGAGGACAUCAUGGAAAACAACACCCAGUGGCUGAUGAAGCUGGAGACCUACAUCCAGGACAACGUGAAGAAGGAGAUGGCGGAGCGGCAGCAGAACUCGGUGCAGAACCAGACGGCGGCGAUGAUCGAGAUCGGAACCAGCCUGCUCAACCAGACGGCCGAGCAGACGCGGAAGCUGACUGACGUCGAAGCCCAGGUGUUGAAUCAGACCACGAGACUCGAGCUUCAGCUUCUGGAACACUCUCUUUCUACAAACAAGCUGGAAAAGCGGAUUCUGGAUCAGACCAGUGAGAUCAACAAGCUGCAAGACAAGAACAGCUUCCUGGAGAAGAAGGUGCGCGACAUGGAGGACAAGCACACGGCCCAGCUCCAGUCCAUGAGAGAGGAGAAGGAGCGGCUGCAGGGGCUCGUGUCCAAGCAGAGCUCCGUCAUCGGCGAGCUGGAGCGGCAGCUCGAGACGGCGGCCGUGAACACCUCGGCCCUGCAGGAGCAGCAGCGCGACCUGAUGGAGACCGUGCACAGCCUGCUGACCCUGAUGUCCGCGCCCGGCUCAGCUAAGAGCACCCCCGCCGCCAAGGACGAACCGGUCAUCUUCAGAGACUGCGCGGAGGCGUUCAAGGCAGGCCUGACCACCAGCGGGGUCUACACGCUGACAUUCCCCAACUCCACCCAGGAGAUCAAGGCUUACUGCGACAUGGAAACUGCCGGAGGGGGGUGGACCAUCUUUCAGCGGCGUGAAGAUGGCAGCGUUGAUUUCCAGAGGACUUGGACGGAAUAUAAAGUGGGCUUCGGGAACCCCUCCGGCGAGCACUGGCUGGGGAACGAGUUCGUCUCGCAGGUGACCAACCAGAAACGCUACGUGCUGAGGAUCCGCCUCACAGACUGGGAGGGCAACGAGGCUCAGGCCCUGUACGAGCACUUCUUCCUCUCCGGCGAGGAGCUCAACUACAGGAUUCACCUUAAAGGACUUACAGGGACAGCCGGCAAAAUCAGUAGCAUAAGCCAACCGGGAAAUGAUUUCAGCACGAAGGACGCAGACAAGGACAAAUGUAUUUGCAAGUGCUCACAGAUGCUCACGGGAGGCUGGUGGUUUGAUGCAUGUGGUCCUUCCAACCUGAACGGAAUGUACUACCCACAGAAGCAGAACACUAACAAGUUCAACGGCAUCAAGUGGUACUACUGGAAGGGCUCCGGCUACUCGCUCAAGGCCACGGCCAUGAUGAUUCGACCCGUGGAUUUCUAG